Beta vulgaris subsp. vulgaris (sugar beet) is the source of this 1505-nucleotide messenger RNA. RefSeq lists its product as hypothetical. Bases 625 to 1239 code for a protein of 204 amino acids. The transcript is spliced from 3 exons. Lineage: Eukaryota; Viridiplantae; Streptophyta; Magnoliopsida; Caryophyllales; Amaranthaceae. The record is from RefSeq and is a predicted model, not a curated record.
UUUUUUCUCCCUUUUUUUUUGUUUCUCUCUCCUCUUUUUUUUGCUUUCUCUCUCCUAAAUUUUCUCGACGUUUUUUUACUGGGUUUUCUGUUAAUCGAAUGUAAACACUUGGGUUCGGAAAAUUUGAUUAAUUUUCGGUAAUCUAUAUAAUCAGUGAGACGGUCAUUGAGACGGUCAUGUAACUUGUUCCUGAAGUGACUGUUGUCGUAUGAGUGUAUAAACCUGUGGCGCAUAGCAGAUGGGUGGAUGCAACGGCUGUGGAGAAGUGGGGAAAAUGGUGCAAAGGAAUGAUUCAUUUAGCUCUUACCAGUUUGGCCUUAUGCUUUCCCCUGUUAUCUCAGUUUGGGGUUGUAUUGUUCGUAAGAUAAGGUAUCAUUAUAGUCCUGAGUGGGUGUAGGCAUUUGUUUCAGAAAAUCAUUAUAGUUCAACAGUUGAUAGGAAAAUAAAUAAAAGGAGGAGAAAAAAAAAGAGGGAUAAAAAAGCAGUUCUCCUGAAUUGUUGAAUUACAAAAAGAGAUAGUUAGACGGUAAAUGUAUACUUCGUAAAAUAGUUUAUAAUUUCAGGAAAUAAAAUCUUACUAACAUACUCUAGUCAAGAGAUUAUUGGGGUUAAAAGAGGCCGAAGAUGGAGUCAGCAAAACCCCCCAUUGUGAAGAAGGCAAAGAAGAAACAGGUCAAAGAUGAGUUGGAUCGUAUUAAGCAGGCUGAGAAAAAAAGGAGGAGGUUGGAGAAAGCCUUGGCUACUUCUGCAGCCAUUCGUUCUGAACUGGAGAAGAAGAAACAGCUAAAGAAAGAGGAGCAACAAAGGCUCGAUGAAGAGGGUGCUGCAAUUGCUGAAGCAGUUGCUCUCCAUGUUUUGCUAGGAGAAGACUCCGAUGACACGCCUACAAUUGUUUUGGAGAAAGAGGAUGACUUUGGCGGUUGGCACCAUGCUGCGAAUAUUGGAAUUUUUAUGAACAAAUCUGCCCUUUCACAACAAAACCUGAAGCAGUGCUCCUUUGAGAGUGUUGGCUGGUUUCCAGGAACUUAUGGACAAGAAUGCGAAUGGAAUCACUUUGGAGAUAUCAGUCAGCCAUUUUCGUCGUUUCCUCUCGAGAAAAACUUUCACUUGCCAUAUCUUGAGGAUGGACCUUGGAGCCAUGAUGAUAUCUCCGCAGGCCUCAUCGCAGCACAGGCUGUCUCAUCACUCCAGAUUGAAGAAGAUGUGCACGCAGACAGAAUUUUCUUCAAUCGUUAUUAAGAUGGCUAUAAGUAAGGGCUAAGUAUGACGAGCAGUAUGUCAAAGGCAGAACAGCACUGAAUCAUCUAUGAAUGUAUAUAUUGCUCUGAUAUGCCUCCUUUUUUCCCCUUAGUUCCUGGGAUGAUGGUAACAUUGUUGUUGGCUAACAUUGUGUGAUUGUGAUUCCUUUAUGCUGUCUAAGUUCUUAGUGUUCCAUAUAGGAUGAAUUGAGUUGUGUUUUGUUACGUCUGGGGGUUGCUGAUAAACUGGUUUAUCUUUGUUGAUUA